CUCCCCCUGUUUCCGGUGCUCAGCCGGAAGUAGCUAUGAUGAGCUCAGGCCUCAUACUUCCAAUGGCGACCGAAAACUGGCCGAACAGAAAGCGGGAGCAAUCGUGGAGGGGUACGAAGCGUACAAUCGACAUUAAAUAAUUAUAUAAUUUACAAACUACACAUAAAGUUCGUCUCCUAACACCGUAUUUUUUGAGCUAUGGCCGAUCCUGCAGCCAGAAAUGGGAGUAUUUCGCCCCUUGAAUCGGAGUUGUAUUACUUGAUAUCGCGCUAUUUGAGCACGGGGCCGUGUCGGAAAGCGGCCGAGGCUCUCGUGUGUGAGCUGGAGGAAAACCAGCUCCUUCCACGUCGGCUGGAUUGGGAAGGAAAUGAACACCCACGAUCUUAUGAAGAUUUGGUUGCUGCCAACAGACAUAUCGCACCAGAUCACCUUUUGCAGAUAUGCAAGCAGAUCGGUCCGAUUCUGGACCGGGAGGUCCCGUCAGGUGUGCCAGGAGUGCACUCUCUCCUGGGGGCCGGGAAACACUCUUUACUGCGGCGGUCUAAAGACUGCAGCAGCAGAUGGAAAGCCUCCACGUUCGCGGCCCUUCACAGAGGGAGACCACCAGAGAGGCCUUUAAGCUGCAGGGAUGCCAAUAUUGUGGAGGUGUGUCGAGGCCGAGAGCUCACCGGAGCCCAGCGCUUCAGCUCCAUCAACCCUGUCAGCAAUUAUCAGCACAUGAGGAUGCACAGGAGGAUCCUGGGACAUCUCUCGGCCGUGUACUGCAUCGCCUUCGAUCGGACGGGUUCCAGGAUUUUUACGGGUUCAGACGAUGCCUUGGUGAAGAUCUGGUCCUCCUUUGACGGAAGUCUUCACUCCACUCUCAGAGGACAUUACGCUGAGAUAUCAGACCUCGCCGUUAAUUUUGAGAACACCCUUAUUGCGGCCGGGAGCUGCGACAAAUCCAUUCGAGUCUGGUGCCUUCGUACUUGUGCCCCAAUGGCGGUCCUGCAGGGCCACAGUGGAUCUAUUACCUCUUUACAGUUCUCUCCUUUUGUCAAGGGCUCCAAAAGGUACCUGGUGUCCACAGGAACGGAUGCAACGGUGUGCUUCUGGCAGUGGGAUGUGAAUAAUAGCUGUUUCAGCGAUCGUCCACAGAAGUUCACAGAGAAGCCGAGGCCUGGUGUUCAGACCGUCUGCUCUUCCUUCAGCCCUGGUGGCAUGUUCCUUGCAACAGGAAGCACAGAUGAUGUCAUCAGGAUAUACUACCUGGGCAGUGGCUGUCCUGAAAAACUAGCUGAGCUUGACUCGCACACAGACAAGGUGGACAGCAUCCAGUUCUGUCAUUCAGGAGAGAGGUUUGUGAGUGGCAGUCGAGACGGCACUGCUCGUAUAUGGCGACUGCAUCAGAGACACCAGUGGAAGAGCAUUUUAUUGAACAUGUCUGCCACUCUUCCAGGGUCUGCACCUUUAACAGAGGAUGAAAACUUCUUCAAACCCAAAGUCACCAUGGUUUCCUGGGACCGCCAUGAUAACGCAGUCAUCACUGCCGUCAACAAUUAUCUUCUCAAAGUGUGGAAUUCCUACACUGGACAGUUGCUGCAUAUCCUUAAAGGUCACGAGGCAGAGGUGUAUGUUUUGGAGCCACAUCCCUAUGACCCCCGCAUCAUGCUGUCUGCAGGCCACGAUGGGAACGUCUUCAUAUGGGACCUCAUCAGAGGCAUCAAAACCAUGCACUACUUUAAUAUGAUUGAAGGUCAAGGACAUGGUGCUGUGUUUGACUGUAAGUUCACCGCUGAUGGGCAUCGCUUUGCAAUGACGGACUCUCAUGGACAUCUGGUUAUUUUUGGCUUUGGGACCUCUAAGCCUUAUGAAAAGCUUCCAGACCAGGUGUUUUUCCACACUGACUAUCGGCCACUGAUCCGGGACUCGAAUGGGUUUGUCCUGGAUGAGCAGACCCAGCAGGCCCCACACCUGAUGCCUCCUCCAUUCCUGGUGGACGUGGAUGGGAACCCUCACCCUCCCAGAUUCCAGAGACUGGUCCCAGGAAGAGAAAACAUUGCAGAUGAGCAUCUAGUUCCUCAACUGGGUUAUGUCGCAACAAGUGAUGGUGAGGUCGUGGAGCAGGUGAUCAGUCAACAGUCUGCGGAGAGUGAGGAGGGUCGUCCCAGCGCCCUGGAUUUUGCAAUCCGCCAGCUUCAGCUGCAUCAUGACAGACAUGUUUCAGCUCAGGGAGAGGGUGGCGUUCCUGCGGCCCGUGUGCCAGAGCCAGGGACUCCCCGCAGAGUGUCGGUGAACGAGCGGAUGGAGGUGCAGUCUCCACCUAAUGUGGGUUUGCGGCGCAGCGGACAGGUAGAGGGAGUUCGUCAGAUGCACCAGAAUGCUCCCCGCAGUCAGAUGGCCACAGAGAGGGACCUUCAGGCCUGGAGGCGCAGGGUGGUGGUACCCGAUCUUACGACAAGUGGCUACAGGGCGCAGGAGUCGUUCAGAAUAGCCAAGGGAGAUGAGGAGAUCAGCCUUUUCAACAUCAAGAGAAGAAGAGUGACCCACGCCAGCUUCAGGGAUGAUUCUGAUGAGGAAGGACCAUGUCUCAAACGUGCGCAGUCACGCAAGCGGCAGAAAAACCAGCAGCGUAAAGAGAGUCUGGCUGAAGAGUUCAUCGAGUUCUCAUGUGAGGAAGGGGAGGAGACCGCAUCUUCUGAGGACAGUGAAAUGGAGGGCAGUGAUGUUAAUUUGUCCAUUGAGGAUGAAGAGGAAUGGAGGAGUGAUAGUUCAAGCCGCUCCUCCAGUGAUUAUUCCGACUGGAUGGCAGAUGCAGGAAUAACUCUGCGACGGUCCGCGUCUCCGUCGUCCCGACGGAGGACUAGCCGCAGGAUCAGCAGCUCUGAGGAAGAGGAUGAGGAGGACGAAGAGGCGGCCGAUGAGGACCAGACUCAAGAUGAAGAGGAGCAGACGGCUUCACCCCGAAAGCACAAGAAGGCCAAAAGCAAAAUGCCAAAGUCACCAAAACCGAGGCCACCCAUUAACAGAGAGAUCUCAAAUGAGUUCCGUCCCCCAGCAUGGAUUACUGACGUCAUUCCCCGAAAGUCCCCCUUCGUCCCUCAAAUGGGAGACGAGGUCAUCUAUUUUUGUCAGGGUCAUGAGGCGUAUGUGGAGACAGUCUGUAGGACAAAACUGUACCCCAUUAACCUAGACAGACAGCCAUGGAAGAAGAUGGAGUUAAGAGACCAAGAGUUUGUGAAAAUAACAGGGAUCAAGUAUGAGGUCUCCCCUCCAACCCUAUGUUGUCUGAAACUGACCCAGAUCGACCCUGGAACGGGCAAAAUAACAGACCGAACCUUUUCCAUAAAAUAUCAUGAUAUGGCGGAUGUAAUUGAUUUUCUGGUGCUGCGUCAAAGCUACGACGAGGCGCGCAGCAGAGUGUGGAGGUCAAAUGAUCGGUUUCGCUCCGUGAUCGAUGACGCCUGGUGGUUUGGGACCAUAGUUUGUCAGGAACCAUAUCAGUCCGAGUAUCCCGACAGCCAUUUUCAGUGCUUCAAAGUCAAAUGGGACAAUGGUGAGACAGAAAAGCUGAGUCCAUGGGAUGUGGAAGCCAUUCCUGAAAACGCUGAACAGCCGGAUUCGGAGGGCGCGGGGGUGCCGGUGACGGACGAGGAGAUGAUGGACAUCCUCUAUAAACCUCAGACGGGUGAAUGGGGGGACAGGGGUCGAGACCAAGAGAGCGCACGCAUCAUUGCAGGCAUUGAACAGCUUGUGACUGUGGAUAUCGCGGCACCUUUCUCUGGUCCGGUCGACCUUGCUCAGUAUCCUACAUACUGUGCUGUCAUUGCAUAUCCCACUGACCUGAACACCAUCAAACUGCGACUCAAGCACAAGUUCUACAGGAGGCUGUCUGCACUGAUCUGGGACGUUAAACACAUCGAACAAAAUGCCAAGACCUUCAAUGAGCCCCGCAGCAAGAUUGCAGAGUCUGCAAAAAUCAUCACAAAUGUUCUUCUGAAGUUCAUAAGUAAACCUCACUGUACAGAUAUUAUGGAGAUCUAUAACGCCGUUGAGAACAUGGAGUACUCUGAUGAUGAGGACCUGGAUGACAUUGAUGCACCUGGACCCUCUGCUGGACAAAGACUUCGCCAGCCAUCGGUGGAGGUUGUAAUGGACAGGGACGCAUGGAAGGAUUCCUGCAAACGUUUACUGAACUACAUGUUUGAGUGUGAGGAUUCAGAGCCUUUCCGGCAUCCUGUAGAUCAGGGAGAUUAUCCGGAUUACUGUAAUAUCAUCGACACGCCUAUGGACCUUGGAAGUGUGCGGCAGUCUCUGGAAGAAGACCGCUAUGAAAAUCCCAUAGACCUUUGCAAGGACACCAGGCUUAUUUUCGCCAAUGCUAAAGCCUACACGCCAAACAAACGGUCAAAGAUUUACAGCAUGACUUUGCGACUGUCAGCGUUUUUCGAGGAGAGUAUACGCAAAAUCAUUUCCGACUACAAGACUGCUGUGAAAAGUAGCUUGAAGCUGCGCCGCAGUCAGAGAUUCAGGAAGAAGUUGCAGCAUCAGGACUCGGCUCUUUCCCACCAAGGAUCCGCACGUCAAAAGAGGGCUACUUUAAAGACUCAGGAAAAUACAGAACAGUCUACAGCCAAAUCUACCUCAGCCAAAGUGUCUGGACCAGAGCGCCGCAGAGUCAACGAAGCCAAGGAGAGCUUCAGACGGAGCGGCUCGUCUUCAUCCGGGUCUGAUCAUGACAGCAAACAAUCUUUGAGUCAGUCGGAAGAGGAUGAAGAACCUUUAUCUUCGUCUCGUGGCUUCAGACGAGAGACUAGAGCCACGAGAAGAGCUGCACAGAAAAAAGGAUCCAGACGAAAACAUGAGAGCCAUGCCAAGAUGAACGGGCACAGCAGGUCACAUGAGCGUCAGAGACCACGACCCUGCAGCGACUCUGACCAGGAGCCUUCGCAAGGUUCAGACUCCUCCGAAAACGAGUCGUCGUCUUCCGUCAGUCGCCGGCCCAGGACCCGCAAGACCGCCAUGGCUGCGGUCAGCAAAAUGAAACUCAUGGAUAUCAUGGAAGACGGUGACGGCUCGGACGAGGAGGGUCGUGGAGGCAGCAGCCGUCCCGCAACUCGUGCUAGCAAACGCUCUGCUGUCAUUCAGAGCAGCUCUGAUUCAGACCAAGAGGAAGCUUCUCAGGAGUCAAAUGAAAGUGAUGCUUCAGCGAGUGAAGAAGAGAAAAGUGGCGUCAGCGUGGACAGUGACUCGUCUUCUCACAGCAAAGAGGAGAGCAGAUCUGCUGGGCGCAGACCCUGCAGACGAUCAGCAGUAGAGAAGAAGGAAACGUCUCCUUUCGUUAAUGGACACGGCACCAAAGUACAAUGGGAGGACAGUGAGGACAACUCGAAUGAUGGGGGCAGUCCGAAUGAAAGUGUGAACGGGGAGUCGGACGUUGACCUCGUCGUCAGGCGGAAAUACACCAGGAAGACCGCGAAAGCCUCUGUCAGUAAAAUAAAGAAACUGAACGACACCGAUGCCGAAGAAGAGGAAAAUUGCUCCAGAAGCCGACGUCAGAAACCUCGGCAAAGCAAGCAGGAUCCUGAAAAGAGCUCUGAGGAAGAGGUCGAGGUCCCCAGAACUCAGAAGCACCCUCAUCAAAACGGAAGAAAGGUCUCUGCGAAAGAGCUGAAGAAAAGUAAAGCAUCGUCAGAGAGCUCAGAUCAAGCUUCUGCCGCAAAACAAGUUACCCACAAAAAAACCUCAGCCACAGAUGCAUUUACGUCAACAACCCAGGACUCGGAGGAACUCAGCGACGUUUCGGAAGAGUCUGACGCAGACAGGAAGAUUAUUAAAUCAGAAGAGGACGAGAAUCAAAGCGAUGAUGCAGAAGAAAAAAGGUCCCCCAGAAACAGAAAACGGGCGUCCAAGGCUCGCAGGAAAAGACUUGACGAAAGGUCGGAUGCCUCCAGUUCGAAUAGCGAAAGAAAGGUAGACCGAAGGAGGAGAAAAAAGGUGGGCUCUUCCUCCGAGAGUGACGUAUCAGAGCAGGACGAGAAGAUUCCUCCGAGGAGGAAGCCUUGCAUUACAGUUUCAUCCAAGGGAAUAUCACUCCGAUCUCUUCCCAAGAAGAACUACAUUAUGGAGGACUCGGAUGCGGAGUUCAGUCCCGAGAUCGAGAUGCAAUCAAAGAACGGAAAGGGCAAGGAGCGGCCCGACUCCCGGGUGAGGAAACCGUCAGGCGGCGACUCCAAAAGGAAACGCGACGUCUCCUCGGAGUCUGAAGACACGGACAACAAAAGUAGCAGGACCAGCGACGAAAACGAGUGCAUGGAACCUCAUCGAAAGAGUGCGAAACGCUUCAAGCCCUUGAGCGGCUCUUCGGACUCCGGGAGCGACUCGGAAACUAGAUGCAAAUCGGAGAACGGCCGAGAACUAAGGCCUCAGGAGAAGAAUCCCAAAGCGACCCGGCGACGGCGGAAACAAAGCGAGAGCGAUAACGGGAGCAACGAGGACGCCAGCACCUCCGAGAGCGAGGAGUCCGAGGAGUCCAAGUCGGACGCCAGCUCAGGUUCGCAGAGCAGUCCGAAGAGAAGACUGAGGAACCGAGGACCCGCGAGGAAACGUCAGAGGGAUGCUUCCGACGAGGACAGCGACGUGUCGUACGGGAAACCCCGACGGGCCACGCGCAUCCGGACCAGGAACCGAGGCAAGCGGACUGUGAAUUACCAAGACAGCGAAUGAAGGACUCGGGCGGUCGAGCCACGCGCAAAGACACUAACUGGAGACCUUGAAGACACUUGAUUGUCCCAACUUUAAACACAAUGGUAGCAGCACUGGAGUCCUCAAUAUACUGUGAAUCAGUUCCAUUCAGGGAUAUUUAUAUUUUCUAUGAAAAACGAAAACUAAUGAGUUAUAAAUAAAAUGUAUUUGAUCGACUGGUUUGGCUGUUCAGACCAGCCCCACUUUGUGAUUCGGCCAACAGGAAAGACUUGCGUAGAGAAGCAUUGUUUGCUUGGGUGCUAUCCUAAUAUACCUCCUGAUUAAUUGAGCAUAUUUGCUGGCUUGCACUAAAAGGCACACUGUAAUGAGGUAUUUUAUACACUAAGUCUGCAUUAGAAACUCAGGGGUCAACUACGUUUACCAUAUUCUCAGACUUGCAUUUGUUGUUUUUUUUUGUUAGGAUUCUAGUGUCAUAUUGUCGACAUGAGCGUUUAGGUCCAAACACCCUUUACGAAAAACGGACACACAAAUUCUCUAUUAUCGCUGUUAAAGGGAUCGUUGAGCCAAAAUGUACAAACUAAACUUCUUUUUUUUUUUCUGUCAUCCUUUGUGGUUCCUCUUUGUUUGUUUGGGUUUCUUUGACCAUAUUUCCAGGUUUCUGAGAAUCAGUCUGUAGCAAAGCAUUGUAUAUUUAAAUUCCUCUCUCAAGCAUUAUUUUUUUUUGUAUUCAAUUAAAAUGAAUUGACAUGCCAUGAAAUAUGAAUUGGUACUUAUUUGCUAAGUACAGUAAAUCAAAAUGAGUACUUCCAGCAAAGUACUUUGAUUUCUCAUAUUGGGAAGAUGUUUUAGUGAUCUGUGUUGCAUAUUUUCAGUAUUAAUUCCUUUUCUGACUUAACUUAUGAACAACUUUUGUACACAGUCUUUGAAUUGUGCAUCGCAGUUUAUGUAAUGCAGUUGUCAAUUGGCAUUUUUGCUUGAUGUCUUUUUCAUAAGAGCUUCUUUAAUACACCGAGGAUGUUAAGUCUGUUGGCCGCUGAAGUGAGAGAUGGAUGACCUCCUAUGAAUAAAGUACUGUUUCAGGUUGGA
Messenger RNA from Pimephales promelas (fathead minnow), 7770 nucleotides. RefSeq names its product bromodomain and WD repeat domain containing 1 (gene brwd1). Gene Ontology annotation, molecular function: protein binding. Lineage: Eukaryota; Metazoa; Chordata; Actinopteri; Cypriniformes; Leuciscidae. Gene Ontology annotation, biological process: regulation of cell shape; cytoskeleton organization; regulation of transcription by RNA polymerase II. The record is from RefSeq and is a predicted model, not a curated record. Gene Ontology annotation, cellular component: nucleus.